AUGCCGGUCACCAAGGUGCAAUUCUACCAUGGGGACAAGGAGCCGCCAGGAAGCAGCAGGAAAGAGUCCCACCGUGCCACCAGCCUGCAGGAUCCCCAGGUGACCUACGCGGAGCUGCAGGGACCCCAGGGGCAACCACGGGAACUCGGUGACAUCUACGGGAAUAGCCGCCACCCAGGGGAGCAGUGGCCACAGCAGCAAAUGACAGCCAGUGCACAUGUUUGGGGACACCAGGAUGGCCGGGAAGCCCAGACCCUCAGCCUCGCUGGUGCCCAGACCACCCAGCUCCUGGUGGAGCCCUCCUGGAGGCCGGCGGUGCUCUGGGACCGGGUGACACUGAUCUGCCAGGGCUCGGGGACUGCCGGUGCCACCACCUGGUACAAGGACAGGCAGCGUUGCUGGCAGGAGGGACAGGACCGCCUCAGUGUCACCGAGAGUGGCACCUACACAUGUGACAGACCUGGCACUGGGCGCAGCCCCUCCUUGACAGUCUUAGAUGACCCACUGGCGCUGCAGGUGUCAGCGCAGGCACUGCUGGAGGGGGACACCUUGACACUGCGCUGCUGGUGCCGGCAGGACAACCAUCUCACCAGGGUGCAAUUUUACUGGGAGGAGAAGGAUCUCAGGGGGUCCCUCAGGGGGACCAAGCUGUCCCUUUCACCUCUGCAGCGGCACCACAGUGGCCGCUACAGAUGUGAGGGCUUGGUGGGGUCCUGGCAGUCACGGUCAGCACCAGUGACAGUGACAGUGCAUGAGCUCUUCUCGGUGCCAGUACUGAAGGGUCCCCACGAGCUCACUGAGGGGUCCCCCCUGAAUCUCAGCUGCCUCAGCACCCCCAACACCCUGAGGCCCCGAGCCCCCCUCCUGCACGUGUUCUACCAGGACCGACAGGUGGUGGGGGGCCCGCAGAGGUCCCCGCAGCUGCUGGUGCCCACUGUGAGGGUCUCCCACUCGGGGAAUUAUGGCUGUGAGGUGCACUCCCAGGGGGGGUCCGUGCAGAAGAGCAGCAACCGGCUCCUCGUCAUGGUGUGCAGGGUCCCGCCCUCGGGGGUGUCCCUGUCAGCGCAGCCCCCUGGGGGACAGGUGGCACUCGGGGACAGCCUGGUGCUGAGCUGUGCGGUGGCCAUAGGGACAGGUCCCCUGUCCUUCUCCUUGCACCGGGAGGGCUCAGGGGCAUUGCUGGGAAUUGGCCCCUGCCUGGAGCUGUGCCAUGCUGGGGACAAUGACAGCGGCCAGUACCGGUGCCGGGUCAGCGAUGGGGACAGCGUGGCUGAGAGUGACCUCCUGAAUGUCACUGUCCUGGUGCCCGUAGCCAAUGCUACCAUCACUCCCGGUCCCCUGUCACACCAGGUGCGUGCAGGUGACAACAUGACCCUGCGCUGCUUGGUGCAGGUGGGCUCAGCCCCUGUCACCUUCACCUGGCUGCACAAUGGGCAGGAGGUGGCCUGGGGUCCCCUCCUGGAGCUCAGGGACAUCGAUGUGGGACAUUCGGGCACCUACCAGUGCGUGGCCACCAACCAGCUGGGACAGGACGGGCACCGCGUGUUCCGGGCUCUCAGCCCUGAGCUGGCCCUGGAGGUGACACCUGGCUCACCCUGGGUCACAGUGGCCUCAGGGGUCGGUGGGGCCCUUUUCUUCCUGCUCCUGCUCGUGGGUGUCAUUGUGACCUGCCACUGGUGGCACCAUGUGGUUGCCAGGAAGAACCAGGAAAGGGCCCCCCCGGAUUCCCCGGCCCCCCCAGAGGAGGGGGAGGGGCUGUACACCCACAUUGUGGUCACCAAGAAGGCAGGGGUGUUCUUCUACCGAGAGGGGAAGGAACUGGGGAGGCUCCGCUAUGGCACCGAGCUGUCCCUGCCCACUCUGCAGCUGAACCACAGCGGCAGCUACAGCUGCAAGGGCCGGGUGAAAUUCGGGACAUCAGAGAAGUCGUGGCGGUCAGUGCCGGUGAGAGUGACAGUGCAUGGGACAGGCCCCCUGUCCUUCUGGCACCGGGAGGGCUCAGGGGCACUGCUGGGGACCACGCUCCGCCUGGAGCUGCACCAUGUUGGGGACAAUGACAGCGGACAGUACCAGUGCCAGGGCUCCCCAGAACACCCUUAUCCCCUGCAGGUGGGGGAGGGGCAGGACAUGAGGGGGCAGGAGGACCCCCAGGGGACCCACGCAGAUCUGCCAGGACCACAUGGGCGACUGCAGGACACCAGUGACAUCCAUGGGAACGUGCUGUGA
This is a messenger RNA of Melozone crissalis (California towhee), 2226 nucleotides long. RefSeq names its product Fc receptor-like protein 2. The transcript has 17 exons. Gene Ontology annotation, molecular function: transmembrane signaling receptor activity. Bases 1 to 2226 code for a protein of 741 amino acids. The record is from RefSeq and is a predicted model, not a curated record. NCBI's taxonomy places the organism in Eukaryota, Metazoa, Chordata, Aves, Passeriformes, Passerellidae. Gene Ontology annotation, biological process: cell surface receptor signaling pathway.